This is a messenger RNA of Syngnathus typhle (broad-nosed pipefish), 3161 nucleotides long. RefSeq names its product kinesin family member 3A (gene kif3a). The record is from RefSeq and is a predicted model, not a curated record. Lineage: Eukaryota; Metazoa; Chordata; Actinopteri; Syngnathiformes; Syngnathidae. Gene Ontology annotation, molecular function: microtubule motor activity; microtubule binding; ATP binding. The transcript is spliced from 17 exons. Gene Ontology annotation, biological process: microtubule-based movement. Bases 175 to 2280 code for a protein of 701 amino acids.
UGACGCAUGCGCACUGCGCACAGUCUUAGCCGAGCUACGGAACGUGAGGCUGGUGUUAUGGAUUCUACAAUGGCUUUUAAAUUCUUAAAAUAACCAGUGUAAUGCUCAACGGACACAAUUAUACAAACACCGGUCAUUGCACGUAUACUCUAACUUCUUCCCUGCUGUUUAACCAUGCCGAGCAAUAAAGUUGAAAAGCCGGAGGUGUGCGAUAACGUCAAGGUGGUGGUACGAUGUCGUCCGCUGAACCAGAAAGAGACUGCGAUGUGCCACAAGCUGGCCGUCACCGUGGACGAGUUCCGGGGUACCAUCACGGUCAACAAGCUGGAGACUCAACAGGAGCCUCCCAAAACAUUCACCUUUGACACGGUGUUUGGACCAGAAAGCAAACAGCUGGAUGUCUACAACCUUACUGCCCGGCCCAUCGUUGAUUCGGUGCUGGCAGGAUACAAUGGUACCAUCUUUGCCUAUGGCCAAACUGGAACCGGUAAGACCUUCACCAUGGAAGGUGUACGAGCAGUGCCAGAGCUCCGAGGGAUAAUCCCCAAUUCCUUUGCGCAUAUAUUUGGUCACAUUGCCAAAGCAGAGGGAGACACUAGGUUUCUGGUUCAUGUAUCAUACCUGGAGAUUUAUAAUGAAGAAGUGCGUGACUUGUUGGCCAAGGACCAGAUGCAGAGACUGGAGGUUAAAGAAAGACCAGAUGUUGGUGUAUAUAUCAAAGAUCUUUCUGGAUAUGUGGCGAACAAUGCUGACGACAUGGACAGAAUCAUGACUUUGGGCAACAAAAACCGUUCUGUUGGUGCCACAAAUAUGAAUGAGCACAGCUCUCGAUCACACGCCAUCUUCACCAUCACCAUUGAGUGCAGCGAGAAGGGCGUAGAUGGAAACCAGCACGUGCGCAUGGGAAAGCUUCAUCUUGUUGAUCUUGCAGGUUCAGAAAGACAGGGUAAAACGGGGGCCACAGGCCAGCGCCUGAAGGAAGCCACAAAGAUCAAUCUGUCACUUUCCACUUUGGGUAACGUCAUCUCCGCCCUGGUGGAUGGCAAGAGCACCCAUGUGCCCUACAGGAACUCCAAACUUACCCGCCUGCUGCAGGACUCCCUUGGAGGAAACUCCAAGACCUUGAUGUGUGCAAACAUAGGUCCCGCGGACUACAACUACGACGAGACCAUCAGUACUCUGCGCUAUGCUAACAGAGCCAAGAACAUCAAGAAUAAGGCCAGAAUCAACGAGGACCCCAAGGAAGCUCUAUUGCGCAAAUUUCAGAAGGAAAUUGAGGAUCUGAAGAAGAAACUUGAGGAGGGUGAGGAGAUCUCCGGCUCGGAGGGCAGCGGCUCGGACGAGCCCGAUGAAGGGGACGAAGAAGGAGGGGACGCGGGACAAGGACGCAGGAGACGAAGAGGGAAGAAGAAGGUUUCACCAGAAAAGAUGGUGGAGAUGCAGGCCAAGAUUGAAGAAGAGAGAAAGGCUUUGGAGGCCAAGUUGGACAUGGAGGAGGAGGAGAGGAACAAGGCAAAAGCUGAGCUGGAGAAGAGGGAGAAGGAUCUUCUCAAAGCUCAGCAGGAGCAUCAUCUUCUGCGUGAGAAAUUGUCAGCCUUGGAGAAGAAGGUAAUUGUAGGGGGUGUCGACCUCCUAGCAAAGGCUGAAGAACAGGAGAAGCUUCUCGAGGAGUCCAACAGUGAGUUGGAGGAACGCCGACGGAGGGCGGAGCGCCUUCGCAAGGAACUGGAGGAAAAGGAGCAAGAACGCUUGGACAUUGAGGAGAAGUACACAAGCCUUCAGGAGGAGGCCCAAGGAAAGACCAAGAAACUGAAAAAAGUCUGGACCAUGUUGAUGGCUGCCAAGUCAGAGUUGGCAGAUUUGCAGCAAGAGCAUCACCGAGAGAUUGAGGGCCUCCUGGAGAACAUUCGCCAGCUGAGCCGGGAGCUGCGACUCCAAAUGCUGAUCAUAGACAACUUUAUUCCUCAAGAAUAUCAGGAGAUGAUUGAGAACUAUGUGCACUGGAAUGAAGACAUUGGAGAAUGGCAGCUGAAAUGUGUCGCUUUCACUGGCAACAACAUGAGAAAACAAACACCUGCUCCAGGCAAAAAAGAAAAAGACCCUUUCGAGGUGGACCUGUCCUAUGUGUAUUUGGCCUACACAAAGGAGAGCAUGCAACAGUCACUGAUGAGGCUUGAGAGACCCAAAACCUCUAAAAGUAGCAAGAGUGGCCGGCCCAAGACUGGUCGCAGGAAAAGGUCUGCAAAAGCAGAGGCGGCCGUCGAGUCCCCUCAGCAGUGAAGACAUGGCGAUGUCAAGAAAAGAAGCCUCUCGUAUAAACUGAUGAUCCUUAUUUAAAAAGAAAAAAUGAUCUGAGUACACUGACACAGGUUUAAAUGUGACGCGGCUGAAGAGCUAUUUGGAGUAUUAUAGUCAAUAGGAUCCCCGGCUUCACACAAUACUGUAUCUUGGAAAUCCAUUUCAACAGCAGCGGCCCCUCUUAUUGGGGCUCUGCGUCGAACGGGAGAUAAAUCUGGGCUACUUCCAGCUCAUGGCUACAUUUGUUCUUUUUCCGCAGCAGCAGAUCCUUUUCAUUUAAGUCCGAAAUUCCAAGUUAGUUCUACAAAGACUGUGUCACUGAAAAAGAACGGUCCCAAAUAGCUCAGGCUAACGUUUUCAGUAAUAGAUGUGAACAUAUGUUAAAACUUUCAACUGAAUCUGUAUGUUCUGAUGACCGACGGCAACUGUUGUGUUGGUUGGAAACUCCAUGCAGUCAUCUGCAAUGAUGAAGAUCCUGAAGUCAAAUUCAGUUUUUGAAGAUUCAGGCUUCUACUCUGAAAAGAGAUUACGUAGUUGUAAGUAUUUAGGUGAAAGUGCGCUUUCUACUAUUUCACGUGGGUGCAAAGUUUUGGGAAUGUGCAUGCUAGCCAGCUUUCUCAUUAGUGCCACGUGUUCAUCUAUCAUUUUGAAAAAUUACAGCUGUAUUGUUGAGAUGCACCAUAUUUACUCUAUGCCUUAGUAUAUUGCACUUGUAUGAGGCUCUGUGAAGGUCAUGUUAAUUUCACUUGCCUGUUUCAUAGUGGAGGCAAAACGGCUUUUGUUUGAUAUCACGAUACAUGUCAAAUGUUUACAUUCACCCUGGAAAUUUUAUUUAUUAAAUUAUUUUACACAUGUUUACCUCA